Messenger RNA from Meriones unguiculatus (Mongolian gerbil), 2695 nucleotides. RefSeq names its product piggyBac transposable element derived 2 (gene Pgbd2). The record is from RefSeq and is a predicted model, not a curated record. Gene Ontology annotation, molecular function: sequence-specific DNA binding. The transcript has 3 exons. Bases 134 to 1846 code for a protein of 570 amino acids. NCBI's taxonomy places the organism in Eukaryota, Metazoa, Chordata, Mammalia, Rodentia, Muridae.
UUAGGGGCGUGGCCUAGCCGGGGCGUGGCGUGGAGGCGGGCCCAGACUUUGAUGCCGCCGUCGCGGCUGCCAUCUGAACCGCCCAGGCUCUUGUAGACCCUGAAAGAGAACAUCCUCCUCUUCCCAGGUUGUCAUGGCUUCAGACUCGCGAGCGGUCCCUGCCGGGAGGGGGGCGCGCCCAAAGGUGAGGUCGCCUAAGCUGCUGGAGGUCCUGAGCGCUCUGGAGGAUGAUGAGUUUGGAAGCAACAGGGAGGAGAUUUUCAUCGCGCCCCCUGACAACGCCUCCGGGGACUUCACUGAUGAGGACUCCGGGGAAGAAGACAGUGACCCGAAUGGUGCCCAGCUGCCUGGCCUGGUGCUGCAUGCUUCCGUCGUCUCUGAGGACUCAGACCCCGAGGAGAGGGAAGAGGGAAAGGAGGAGGAGGAGGAGGGGGAGAAGAGGGAGGAGUACAAGCUGGAGCUCCAGCCGCCCAAGAAAAAGCAGGAGGCAGCAGUGGAGACUCACUGUGUUUGGACCAAGAGAGACAUCCAGCCAGACUUGGGCAGCUGGACUGCCCCAGACCCUCAUAUGGAGGACCUGAAAACCCAGGAGCUGAGUCCUGUGGGCCUCUUUGAACUGUUUUUUGAUGGUGGGACAAUCGGUUUCAUUGUGGACGAGACCAACCGUUAUGCCCGACAGAAAAACGUCACUCUGGACCUCACGGCCCAGGAACUGAAGUGUGUCCUGGGCGUCUUGAUUUUAAGUGGGUACGUCUCCUACCCACGGAGACGGAUGUUUUGGGAGACGGCCCCUGACUGUCAUCAUCACCUUGUGGCGGACGCCAUCAGGAGGGACAGGUUUGAGCUGAUCUUCUCAUACCUGCACUUUGCGGAUAACAGUGAGCUGGACGAGGGCGACAGGUUUGCCAAGGUCAGGCCCCUCCUCGUCCGCGCCAACCGUAACUUCCGCAAGCACGCCCCGCUGGAAGAGUUCUACAGCUUCGGCCAAUCCGUCUGCGAGUACUUUGGGCCCCGAGGCUCCAGGCGGCUGCGCUCAGGGAGGCCCGUCCGGCUGGGCUACAAGAUCUGGUGUGGGACGACCAGCAGGGGCUACCUGGUGUGGUUCGAACCUUCCCAGGGAGGCCUGGACGUCGGGGGCAGCAUGGUGGUCAGGUUUGUGGACGCGCUCCGGGAGCGGGGCUGCCUGCCCUACCACAUCCUCUUCGACAAGGUCUUCGCGAGCGCCCGGCUGAUGUCUGCUCUGAGGGAGAAGGGGGUGAAGGCCACGGGAACCGUUCGCGAGGUCAGAACCGAGCGCUGUCCCCUCAAGGCUCCCAGAGAGCCGAGGAGAAGGAAAGGGGGCUCGUCCCACCCCAGGGUGGAUGAGAGCAGCCGCCGCCCGGGGGUGGCCAAAGCCAGGACGCAGCGCCACCCGCCGGCCCUGCUGAAGCUCUAUCGGGAAAAGGCCAGAGGGGUUGACCGAAUGGACCAGAACGUCGCCAAGUACAAGGUGAAGAUCCGGGGCACCAGGUGGUACCUGGGCUUCCUCGGCUACGUCCUCGACGCGGCCCUCCACAACGCGUGGCAGCUGCACAGGCUGUGCCGCCGGGGCGCGCGGGCCGACCUGCUCGCCUUCCGCAGGUACGUGGCCCGCGUCUACCUGGAGAGCAACGCGGCCGCCUCCUCCCCGGGGAGGCGGAGCCGGCGGCCGGACACCGAGAGCCGCUUCGACAGGAUCGGCCACUGGAUCGUCCAUCAGGACAAGAGGACCCGGUGCGCCCUCUGCCACUCGCAGACCAACACCCGCUGCGAGAAGUGCCAGAAGGGCGUCCACGCCAAGUGCUUCCGGGAGUACCACAUCCCGUGAGGCCCGAGACCUGCCUCGCCCAGGCCUCGGGUCACCCGGAGCACAUGCCGGGUUUUGUUUGUGGCGCUUUUGACGCCCGUCGCUGGUGACUGGGUUUUGGACUCUCUCCCGGGCCUCCACACAGUCCUCUUUCCUGUUGUAUUCUCUUAGGCCUACACGUCCUGUAAAGUAGUAUUUAUGUUGGUGACCCCACAUGCUUGCAGACCUGUAUUUUAUAUUCUUAUUUAUUUAAAUGUAUUCAAAUAAAAGAUUUGCCUUAGUAUGUGCUGGGUAUGGAUAACCAAAGCCUUGUAAGAGUGGUGGAGAGUGAAAUGUUUUUUGCCAUCGUAUGCACGGUCUGUGCUCCAAGGCUGAUGUCCUAGCAGCGUGAUGAAAAGCUUGCUAACUUUAUCCGUCUCCCGUUUGCCCAAGGCUGUCAAACCGUGGGAGCUUAAUUUGCCGAGCAUUUGUUAAGAGGGCCUGAGCUGCAGAGCUCAUGUUUUCUUGAUAAAUAAUCCUUAAUACCUAAUGAGGCUGGAGCAGUUCUGAGCACUUUCAUCUCCUGUAGAGGACCUGAGUUUACCCAGCACUGACUUCAGGGAGGCUCGAAAAUGCCUGUAAGAUCCACCCCAGGGGAUCUGCUGACUCUUUUUGGCCUCUGCAAGCACUGUACACAUGUGGACAGACACAUAUAUACUCAUAACUGAAAAUAAAAUAAACCUUAAAAAUAUACUUUCCUAAUAUACAUAUAUCCACGUGGAAUCUAUUUUUAUAAAUAUUUACUUAUCCUCCGAGUAGGUAAAUUUGUUAGAAUCUAUAUGCAUUUCUCUACUGAUUUAAAAUUCAUCUUUAUACAAUCCUGAACUUGGG